AUGGACGUGAGUAGACACCUACCACCACCUCACUUGCGAUACCCAUGAGAAUGGUCAACACUUGGUCACUUGGGUGUCGUACUGCACCCCGUCAACACACAUGAGCCACGCCAUCGCGCGUCAGGUCUCAACCAACGUGCGCGCCAUCGGUCCAUCAUCAGCCCUCGACCGACCGUGUACGAUUUCGUCAUCCACGACGACGACGACUGAUGGUAGCACGCUCGAGUACAUUGCCAUGUCCUGCACAUGCGAUGCCUACGCUACUCGGAGCGCGAACCCUGCACGACCGAGCGACCACCACUGGCUGUCCUCCCACCGCUAGCCACCUUCAACCACUGAUGUCUGGUCAUCCCCCCCCCCCUCCCCCCCCCCCCCCCCCCUUUAAAUGAUUCCCGCAGGCAAUCCUCAACUUUAGUGUGCCGCUCGAUGUCAACUUGCUCGACCAGGUCGCCCAGGUCUUCCUGACCGGCCGAGGUACCGAGGUGCGUUCCCUCAUGUUGUCUUGGAAGCUGUCAUGCUGCGCUCGAUUACGAUACCCAUCUGAUCAUUCGAUUACGUCUUCAUGACUAUGACCGCACCCGCCCCUCACAGCAAGCGCAAGCGUCGACGGUCCUGGCCCAAUUCCAGGAGCACCCCGACGCGUGGCAGCGCGUGCCCGAGAUCCUCGAACGCUCGGCCAGCGCCCAGACAAAGUACAUCGCGCUGCAGAUCAUGGACCGCCUCAUCAAGACGCGGUGGAAGAUCCUGCCCGACGACCAGCGCUCCGGCAUCCGCAACUUUAUCGUCGGCAUCAUCGUCAAGUCGUCCGAGGACGAGGCCACGCUCAGGAAGCAAAAGAGCUACGUCAACAAGCUCAACCUCAUCCUCGUACAGAUUCUCAAGCAAGAGUGGUCAGUUCUCCCGAGUGACCGUGUCCAAGAGCCGACGACUGACUCUCAAGUGUGCGGUGCUCCCGCCCAGGCCGCACAAGUGGCCGACAUUCAUCAGCGAGAUCGUCUCCUCAUCCCAGUCGAACCUGACCAUAUGCGAAAACAACAUGGUCAUUCUCAAGCUCUUGUCGGAGGAGAUCUUUGAGUUUUCGGCCGAGCAAAUGACGACUGCCAAAACCAAGGCAUUGAAGGCGCAGAUUGUGAGUCGCGACGAUUCCUCAGUGUGCGGUUUGCGUGUAAGUAUCUAAACUCUGCGGAAAUGGUGACAUCACAGUGUCAAGAAUUUUCCGAAGUCUUCAGUCUUUGUGUUGAAGUGCUCGAAAAGGCCGACAAGGCGAGCUUGAUCAAGGCCACGCUCGAGGCGAUGCUUCGCUUCCUCAACUGGAUCCCGCUCGGCUACAUCUUCGAAACCCCCGUCAUUGAUCACCUUAUCGGGAGGGCGAGUUAUAUCCUGAAAUGUGUCGACUGCUUCUGCUUGGUCAGCGCUGACGUGCGCACCAUCGUCCAUCGACAGUUCCUCGAGGUGCCCGAGUUCAGGAAUGUGACCCUCAAAUGUUUGUCCGAGAUUGGAGGGUUGCAGAUCGGCCCCGAGUACAACGCCAAGUUCAUCAUCCUCUUCAACCUCGUCAUGACCUCGGUCAACAAGAUGAUCCCCCCUUCGACCGACAUCGCCGGCGCGUACGAGAGCUCGUCCGACGCCGACCAGGAACUCGUACUCAACCUCGCGCUCUUCUUGACCAACUUCCUCUCGGUGCAUGUCCAAAUCUUGGAAACGCCGCAACACCGCGACGUCCUUCUCAACGCGCAUCUGUACCUGAUUAAGAUCUCCCAGGUCGAGGAACGCGAGGUGUUCAAGAUCUGCCUCGAGUACUGGGCCAAACUCGUGGCCGACCUGUACGACGAGAUGCAGAAAUUCCCCAUGAACACGAUGGGCAACCCUCUCUUGAACCUCGGUAUGGGCGGGCCGGGCUCGUCGGGCGUGGGUGGAAGCGGGUCGGGGCGACGCGAGAUCUACACCGAGGUGCUGAGCAACCUGCGCCUCGUGAUGGUCGAGCGCAUGGCCAAGCCUGAGGAGGUGUUGAUCGUCGAGAACGACGAAGGCGAGAUCGUGCGCGAGUUCCUCAAGGAGAUCGACACGAUCGUCUUGUACAAGAGCAUGCGCGAGGUGCUUGUCUACCUGACCCAUCUCGACGUCGUCGAUACGGAGAUGAUCAUGACGGAGAAGCUGUCCAAGCAGGUCGACGGGUCCGAAUGGUCUUGGUCGAAUUUGAACACGCUCUGUUGGGCCAUCGGGUCCAUCUCGGGUGCCAUGAACGAAGAGACGGAGAAACGAUUCUUGGUGACCGUCAUCAAGGAUUUGUUGGGCUUGACCGAGAUGAAGCGCGGCAAGGACAACAAGGCCGUCGUCGCUUCCAACAUCAUGUACAUCGUCGGGCAGUACCCGCGCUUCCUCAAGGCGCACUGGAAGUUCCUCAAGACGGUUGUCAAUAAGCUGUUCGAAUUUGCGCACGAAACUCACGAAGGUGUGCAAGACAUGGCUUGCGAUACGUUCAUCAAGAUCGCACAAAAGUGAGUUGCUAGAAUUGACGACGAAUUUGGAGCCGAAGAGUGCUGACGAGCGCGUGUAUCUGUCACAGAUGCCGAAGGCAUUUCGUCAUGCAGCAGUCGGGCGAGCAGGAGCCGUUCAUCGAUGAGAUCCUGCGCAACUUGCAGCGCAUCACCGCCGAUCUGUCCCCUCUGCAGAUCCACACCUUCUACGAAGCCGUCGGGUACAUGAUCUCGGCGCAGCCCAACAAGCCUCAGCAGGAGCAGUUGAUCGCCAGUCUCAUGUCGGCACCGAAUGCGGCUGUGAGUAUUUGCUUCCGAGAUUCUGGGUGAUGGUGGGCCACGGUCUGACUCUUGGCAUCGCUUCACAGUGGGAUGCGAUCAUGGCUCAAGCCGCAACGAGUGGAACAGAUGUCUUGUCAAACCCGGAAAACAUCAAGAUCCUGUCCAAUGUGCUCAAGACGAACGUCGCCGCAUGCUCGUCGAUCGGCACCUUCUUCCUACCCCAGAUUGCUCGCAUCUACGUCGACUUGCUCGGACUGUACCGAGCCGUCUCGGGCAUCAUCUCGGCGACGACGGCCGAGCAAGGCCUGAUCGCGACGAAGACACCCAAGGUCCGAGGUCUGCGAACGAUCAAGAAGGAGAUCCUCAAGCUCGUCGGAGAGACAUAUAUUCGCAAGGCCGAGGAUUUGGAGCAGGUCAAUGCGAACCUGAUCCCACCUUUGCUCGAAGCGAUUCUCGGCGACUACAAGCAGGAUAUUCCCGCUGCUCGUGAUGCCGAGGUGCUCAGUACGAUGGUCACGAUCGUGAACCGACUUGGGCCGCUGAUGACGGACAAGAUCCCGCCCGUGCUAGAUGCGGUCUUUGAGUGCACGCUCGCAAUGAUCAACGUCGACAUGUCGGACUAUCCCGAGCAUCGCGUCGCCUUCUUCCGCCUCUUGCGCGCCAUCAACGUCAACUGCUUCGACGCCUUGCUCAAGAUCCCGCCGCAACAGUUCAAGCUCAUUAUGGACUCGAUCGUCUGGGGCACCAAGCACGCCGCUCGGGAUAUCGCCGACAUCAGUCUGAACGUUUGCUACGAGUUGAUCGACAACAUCGUGGCGGCUGGACCCGAGACAUCGAACGGCUUCUUCCAGGCCUAUUACCUCUCCUUGUUGCAGGACAUGUUCUUCGUCUUGACCGAUGCGGAUCACAAGUCGGGCUUCAAGUCAACGUCGAUCGUGCUCGCUCGCUUGUUCAGGCUCGUGGGGAGUGGGGAUAUUCAGGCGCCGCUGUACGACCCGGCGACGAUCCAGGACCCGACAAUGAACAACUCCAAGUUCGUGAGCGAAUACUGCGCCGAUUUGCUCAAGCGAGCGUUCCCGCAUCUGCAACCGUGAGUUAUCAUUCUCCCCCUUUCAGAUCAGCCUCGCAUCGGUACUAAUCACGCCGUGCUUACUCACUCCACAGAGCCCAAAUCACGGCCUUCGUGACAGGUCUCAGAGAACAGAACAACGACUCGGUGCGCUUCAAGGCCGGUCUGCGCGACUUCCUCAUCUCGAUGCGCGAGUUCCAAGGCGCCGACGAUACGGCCGAGCUCUUUGCGGAUGAGAAGGAGGCCGCGAUCGCGCAGAAGCAGGCUGAGGAGAGGGAACGCGCUGCGCAUGUUCCUGGCAUGAUCAAGGUGAGAUUGACCACUUCCAGUUCAUUUCAAAUUCGUAAGGACGGACUGCUAAUGCUGGCGGGUGUUUAUGUUUGCAGCCGUCGGAAAUGGAAGAAGAGCUGUGA
Messenger RNA from Microbotryum saponariae, 4241 nucleotides. The record is from the annotation of a GenBank genome assembly. NCBI's taxonomy places the organism in Eukaryota, Fungi, Basidiomycota, Microbotryomycetes, Microbotryales, Microbotryaceae.